Mauremys reevesii (Reeves's turtle) is the source of this 1504-nucleotide messenger RNA. RefSeq names its product somatostatin receptor 1 (gene SSTR1). NCBI's taxonomy places the organism in Eukaryota, Metazoa, Chordata, Testudines, Geoemydidae. Gene Ontology annotation, biological process: neuropeptide signaling pathway; cellular response to estradiol stimulus. The transcript has a single exon. Gene Ontology annotation, cellular component: neuron projection; membrane. The record is from RefSeq and is a predicted model, not a curated record. Gene Ontology annotation, molecular function: neuropeptide binding; somatostatin receptor activity. Bases 237 to 1445 code for a protein of 402 amino acids.
UGGGGUGUUUCCCCUCCUCCUUUUCGUCGCUGCUGACGCGCCGCUGCCUAUUAAUCAUUCACCAGCCGGAGAGCGGCAAUUAACGCCGCUCGGCUCGGCUCGGCGGCAGCACCUCACUCGCUCCCCAUGCCAGGCUCGGGCGGGAGACAGCGCCGCGGCUCCGCCAGCAUGCCGAGCCGGGCGGGCGGCCAGCGCCGGCUGCUGUGAGCCCGCGGGAGGGGAGGGCUGGGCUGAGGAUGCUCCCCAAUGGCACCUGCCCCAGGCUCCCGGGCGGUGCAGGUGGAGGCAGCGGCAGUAGCGGCGGCGCGAGCGGAGGGAGCUGCUGUGGCAGCGGCAGCGCCGGCGGGGUCCUGGGGGAGGCAGCGGCGGGGGGCAUGGAGGCGGGCGGCAGGAACUCGUCCGGCGCCCCGAACGGCACCCUGAGCGACUCGCAGGGCAGCGCCAUCCUCAUCUCCUUCAUCUACUCCGUGGUGUGCCUGGUGGGGCUGUGCGGCAACUCCAUGGUCAUCUACGUGAUCCUGCGCUACGCCAAGAUGAAGACGGCCACCAACAUCUACAUCCUCAACCUGGCCAUCGCCGACGAGCUGCUGAUGCUCAGCGUGCCCUUCCUGGUCACCUCCACCCUGCUGCGCCACUGGCCCUUCGGCUCGCUGCUCUGCCGCCUGGUGCUCAGCGUGGACGCCAUCAACAUGUUCACCAGCAUCUACUGCCUGACGGUGCUCAGCGUGGACCGCUACAUCGCCGUGGUGCACCCCAUCAAGGCGGCCCGCUACCGCCGGCCCAGCGUGGCCAAGAUGGUCAACCUGGGCGUCUGGGUGCUCUCCAUCCUCAUCAUCCUGCCCAUCAUCAUCUUCUCCAGCACGGCGCCCAACAGCGACGGCACGGUGGCCUGCAACAUGCUCAUGCCCGAGCCCACCCACCGGUGGCUGGUGGUCUUCGUGGUCUACACCUUCCUGAUGGGUUUCCUGCUGCCCGUGGUGGCCAUCUGCCUCUGCUACAUCCUCAUCAUCGCCAAGAUGCGCAUGGUGGCGCUCAAGGCCGGCUGGCAGCAGCGCAAGCGCUCCGAGCGGAAGAUCACCCUCAUGGUCAUGAUGGUGGUGAUGGUCUUCGUCAUCUGCUGGAUGCCCUUCUACAUCGUGCAGCUGGUCAACGUCUUCGUGGAGCAGGACGACGCCACCAUCAGCCAGCUCUCCGUCAUCUUGGGCUACGCCAACAGCUGCGCCAACCCCAUCCUCUACGGCUUCCUCUCGGACAACUUCAAGAGGUCCUUCCAGCGGCUCCUGUGCCUCAGCUGGAUGGACAACGCCACGGAGGAGCCCGUCGAUUACUACGCCACCGCCCUGAAGAGCAGGGCCUACAGCGUGGAGGACUUUCCCCCCGACAACUUGGAGUCGGGGAGCAUGUACAGGAACGGCACUUGCACCUCCAGGAUUACCACCCUCUGAGGAAGCGCAUAGCAGCCUCCCGCCGCCCCCGAGGCGCAGGGCAGGCGGGAGCUGGGGAC